AUGUCCACCGCCGAUUCCAUUCCCAAUCACAAACUCUCCGGUUUCCUCUCAACCGUCCUCACACUCCCUCCUCCGCAUACUUUCAACGACGCGCGUUUCAACGACCGCUGCGAGAUCUUCAACGACGGAACCUCCAUCGGAUUUUGUACUCAAAACGGCGUCGUUUUAGUCCCUAUCGCUGAUUCAGAAGAAUGCAAGAGCGCGAAGAGGAAGAAGAUUGGUGCGGUGAAUGGGAGCUUCAGCGUUGUGAAUCAGAUUUAUGCGUUGCUUGUUCGGAAGUGUUUGGAUAUUGAUGCUCGGGUUUUGUGUGUUGUGGAGGUUUUGGAUAGGGUUAGGGUUGUGGUUCUUGUGGAUGUUUAUCUUCCGGUUCAGGUCUCGUGUGGAUGGCAGUUUCCGAAAUCUGGUUCGGUUGCCGGCGCGGUUUUUCGGCAUUUGAGGUGUGAUUGGGAUGAGAGAAGAUCAAUGCUUUCUGAUCCAGACUACUUUAGGAAGACUUGUGGAGAAAAUGAGAGCAUUUGGAACCUUUCUGUUUGCCAUGUACUUGGUUGCAAGCUCCAUUCCCCUGUGAGAGAUUCUUCAAGGGAAACGCUAUUUGAACUUCAUGAAAUUUUUAAGACAGUACCUUCACCUUGUAUAGGAAAACAGCAACAGAUUAAUAUUUCCAAGAUAAUACCUAUGGACAACACUUGCAAAUCUGGGAUUUGGGAGAUCUCUGAUGAUAUUUUAAUUAAAAUUAUAUCUUCCCUGGGCCCACAGGACCUCACUAGGGUUUCUGUAACAUGUAGUCAUCUAAGAUCCUUGGCUGCUUCAAUAAUGCCUUGUACAAAGUUAAAUCUGUUUCCCCAUCAGCAGGCAGCAGUUGAGUGGAUGUUGCACCGUGAGCGAAAUGCUGAACUUUUGCUACAUCCUUUAUAUGUAGCUCUGUCAACUGACGAUGGCUUUAGUUUUCAUGUAAAUACUGUAUCUGGUGAUAUAGUCAUUGGGGAAGCUCCUACCAUCAAAGAUUUCCGCGGAGGAAUGUUUUGUGACGAGCCUGGCUUGGGUAAGACUGUAACAACUCUUUCUCUUAUCACAAAGACACAGGGUACGUUGGCGGAUCCACCAGAUGGGUCACAAGUAGUCUGGUGUCAACAUAGCUCUACCCAAAAAUGUGGCUAUUAUGAGAUCGGUGGUAAUAACAUCACUAGUUGUACUAUCUUGGGUAAGAGGAAUUUGUGCCAAAAUACAGGUGAAAACAAAUCACCUGUAGGUGUCUGCUUUGAGGAAUAUACUCCUGCUAGUCGAGGCACUAGAAGUUUCAGCCGAGUAAAGAAAAAUCUACAUUUCACAUAUGACGAGGAAGCUAUGAUUUCCAAAGAAAGAAGAGUUGGUAAAGGAUCAAUUAAAACAAAACAUGCAUCAGAUGUUGCAUCCCAUAUGUCUCAAAACAAGCUUGUUGAUACUUCAAAUGUUAGCGGGCAGAGUUACAAGUGGCACGGGAAGCGUAAAGCUGAUUGUUUGGAAUAUAAUGAUAAUUGGAUUCAAUGUGAUGCUUGUCACAAAUGGCGAAAACUUGCAGACAAUAGUUUGGAUAAUUCUAGUGCAGCAUGGUUUUGUAGUAUGAACACCGACCCUUCAUAUCAGAGUUGUAGCGUCCCAGAGCAGUAUAUUCAGAAUAGCUGUGAGAUAACUUACUUGCGAGGAUUUCAUUUGAAAGGAACUCCUGGAGGUGAGAAACAAAACAUAUCAUUUUUCACCAGCGUGCUUAAGGAACACUGCUCAUUGGUAAAUUCUCAGACAAAGAAGGCCCUGAUUUGGUUGACCAAAAUUUCGAUGGACAAGCUUGCAGUAAUGGAAACAAGUGGUAUACGGGGUCCUAUUUUAUACAAUUGCACUUUGUCUAAUGGGACUUUGAAUCCAUACCACAAAAUAUUUAAAGCAUUUGGCCUCAUAAAGAGAGUAGAGAAAGGUGUAUGCAGGUGGUUCUACCCAAAAAAUCUUAGCAAUUUGACUUUUGAUGUGGCUGCCCUUGGCAUGGCUCUAUGUGAGCCAUUAGAUUUGGUUAGGUUAUAUUUGUCAAGAGCAACCUUGGUAGUUGUUCCUGCAAACCUGGUCGAUCAUUGGAAAGCUCAAAUAGAAAAGCAUGUUAGUCCUGGUCAAUUGCAGGUUUAUGUUUGGAAAGAUCAUCAGAAACCAUCUGCACACUCUCUUGCCUGGGAUUAUGAUGUUGUCAUCACUACAUUUAGUCGUUUGAGUGCAGAAUGGGGGCCACGUAAGAGGAGUGCUCUAAUGCAAGUGCAUUGGUUUAGGAUAAUUUUAGAUGAAGGGCAUACUCUUGGCUCAAGUCUGAGCGUAACAAACAAGUUGCAAAUGGCUAUUUCACUGGUUGCUUCAAAUCGAUGGAUACUAACUGGAACUCCAACACCUAACACUCCUAACAGCCAACUUACACAUCUACAACCAUUGCUAAGGUUCCUUCAUGAAGAGGCUUAUGGGCUGAAUCAAAAGUCAUGGGAUGCCGGCGUGCUUAGGCCGUUUGAGGCAGAGAUGGAAGAAGGCCGGUCUCGUCUGUUGCAUUUACUUCAGAAAUGCCUUAUUAGUGCUAGAAAGGUAGAUUUACAAAGUAUUCCACCAUGCAUCAAGAAUGUUGUUUUACUAGAUUUUAACGAGGAACACGCUAGAAGUUACAAUGAAUUGGUACUCACUGUUCGGCGUAAUAUAUUGAUGGCUGAUUGGAAUGACCCUUCACAUGUGGAGAGUCUACUGAAUCCAAAGCAGUGGAAAUUUCGAAGUGAAACUUUAAAAAACGUUAGGCUUUCAUGCUGUGUUGCUGGACAUAUUAAAGUUACACAUGCUGGAGAAGAUAUUCAGGAAGCAAUGGAUCUGUUAGUACAAAAUGGUUUAGAUUCUACUUCAGGGGAGUAUACCUCCAUAAGAUACAGUCUUCUGUUUGGUGGUCACUGUGUCAGGUGCAAGGAAUGGUGCCGCCUUCCUCUCAUUACUCCAUGUCGACAUCUGUUGUGCCUUGGUUGUGUUUCCUUAGAUAAGACAAAAUGUACAUAUCCUGGCUGUGAUAACUUAUAUGAGAUGCAGAGUCCUGAUACAAUGGCGAGGCCAGAAAACCCUAACCCAAAGUGGUCUGUACCCAAAGAUCUUAUUGAGUUACAACCUUCAUAUAAGCAGGAUACGUGGGAUCCUGAUUGGCAAUCGACUUCUAGUAGUAAAGUUGCAUAUCUUGUUCAGAGGUUGAAAGCUUUGCAAAGAACUAAUGAAGAAACGAGUUCAUAUAUGGACAGUAGCAAUAAUGCGAUGCAUAUUGAGAAUAGUUUUCCUUUGCACACAAGACAUGCUGAAUCAUCAUUCCAGGAAUGUUCUACAAGUAGGACUGGCACCAACGGGGUCCCUGAAAAAGUCUUGAUAUUUUCUCAGUUUCUUGAGCAUAUACAUGUCAUUGAACAGCAGUUGUCUGUUAAUGGUAUCAAAUAUACUGGAAUGUACAACCCAAUGCAUUCUAGCCACAAGAAAAAGUCAUUAGCCAUGUUCCAGCAUGAUUCAAGUUGUAUGGCACUUCUGAUGGAUGGGAGUGCUGCAUUGGGUCUUGACUUGAGUUUUGUUACACAUGUAUUUUUAAUGGAGCCAAUUUGGGACAGAAGUAUGGAGGAGCAAGUAAUUAGUCGUGCCCAUCGUAUGGGUGCUUCUCGUCCUAUUCACGUGGAAACAUUAGCAAUGCGUGGUACAAUUGAAGAGCAAAUGCUAGAAUUUUUACAGGAUGCUGAUAAAUGUAGAAGACUAAAUAAUAAAGAUGUCAAAUCUGAAGAUGGCGGAGGACGGGGAUAUCGAUCAGUGCAUGAUUUUGCCGAAAGCAAUUAUCUACUGGAACUCAAAUUUGUAUAA
Messenger RNA from Vicia faba (fava bean), 3873 nucleotides. Lineage: Eukaryota; Viridiplantae; Streptophyta; Magnoliopsida; Fabales; Fabaceae. The record is from the annotation of a GenBank genome assembly.